AUGACAGAACCAGGCGAAGAACAAGAUCCUUCCCCCCCCCCCACCUCAAGAACAAGAUCUUCCCCCAAGAACAAGAUCUUCCCCCAAGAACAAGAUCCCCCAAGAACAAGAUCCCCCAAGAACAAGAUCUUCCCCCAAGAACAAGAUCCCCCAAGAACAAGAUCCCCCAAGAACAAGAUCCCCCAAGAACAAGAUCCCCCAAGAACAAGAUCUCCCAAGAACAAGAUCCCCCAAGAACAAGAUCCCCCAAGAACAAGAUCCCCAAGAACAAGAUCCCCCAAGAACAAGAUCCCCCAAGAACAAGAUCCCCCAAGAACAAGAUCCCCCAAGAACAAGAUCCCCCAAGAACAAGAUCUCCCAAGAACAAGAUCCCCCAAGAACAAGAUCCCCCAAGAACAAGAUCUCCCAAGAACAAGAUCCCCCAAGAACAAGAUCCCCCAAGAACAAGAUCUCCCAAGAACAAGAUCCCCCAAGAACAAGAUCCCCAAGAACAAGAUCCCCCAAGAACAAGAUCCCCCAAGAACAAGAUCCCCCAAGAACAAGAUCCCCCAAGAACAAGAUCCCCCAAGAACAAGAUCCCCCAAGAACAAGAUCCCCCAAGAACAAGAUCUCCCAAGAACAAGAUCCCCCAAGAACAAGAUCCCCCAAGAACAAGAUCUCUCAAGAACAAGAUCCCCCAAGAACAAGAUCCCCCAAGAACAAGAUCUUCCCCCAAGAACAAGAUCUCCCAAGAACAAGAUCCCCCAAGAACAAGAUCCCCCAAGAACAAGAUCCCCCAAGAACAAGAUCCCCCAAGAACAAGAUCUCCCAAGAACAAGAUCCCCCAAGAACAAGAUCCCCCAAGAACAAGAUCCCCCAAGAACAAGAUCUUCCCCCAAGAACAAGAUCCCCCAAGAACAAGAUCACUCAAGUCCACAAGUUUGA
Messenger RNA from Physella acuta, 924 nucleotides. RefSeq lists its product as uncharacterized. The record is from RefSeq and is a predicted model, not a curated record. NCBI's taxonomy places the organism in Eukaryota, Metazoa, Mollusca, Gastropoda, Physidae.